Messenger RNA from Ahaetulla prasina, 5841 nucleotides. It is a transcript of the gene SEZ6L2, whose product is annotated as seizure related 6 homolog like 2. Gene Ontology annotation, cellular component: neuronal cell body; endoplasmic reticulum. Gene Ontology annotation, biological process: synapse maturation. Lineage: Eukaryota; Metazoa; Chordata; Lepidosauria; Squamata; Colubridae. The record is from RefSeq and is a predicted model, not a curated record. The transcript is spliced from 18 exons. Bases 40 to 2901 code for a protein of 953 amino acids.
AGCCAGACUAGGUAUUCUGCAGGUCUGAAGAAAUCCAAAAUGCGCUGUUUGGAAAAAGCAGGACUCAACAUGCCUCUUCUGCUGCUGCUGCUUUGCUCCCUGUCUCUUCUACAAGGCCUGCCUCUCUGGGAAAAUGAGGAGGCCACCCCCUCCCUGCUGUUGGAGGCCCUCUCAUCAGAGGCCGUGGAGGGACCCAAAGAGGAGGAAAUGGAGGUCUCGGCGGAGGUGCGGGGGUCCUCACCCCCUAGUCCCGAAGGCCUCUCCGAAUUGCUGCAGGGGACACUGCUGAGAAAGGAGUUUCCCGGGGGCGAGGUGGUGGAAGAGCCAAUUCCUGGAGGACAGCCUUCCACUCUGCCCCCAUUCCAUCCGCCCAGCCAGCGUCUAGAAGGUGGGACAGUCCUUGAGACCUCUGAAGCCACAGCCACUGGCCCCUCCCCAUUGACCACCGCUGCCCCUCCCACUGGCUUCUUACUCACCACCCCUCCUGCUUCAACGGCGGCUGCUCCACCCCGCUUGCCCCCUCCACCGGACGAGGCUGGUUCUGCCAACCACCCUAUCUCGGCCACCACCACUGCCUUCAUCCCCGAAGGUGAUGAAGAGACGACGACCACCCUGAUAACUACGACGACUAUCACAACCGUUCACACGCCUGUGCUUUGCAACAACAAUAUCACCGACAUAGAAGGCUACGUUGAAUCUCCCGAUUACACUGGCACUACCUUUUACGGAGGCCUGGAUUGUACUUACACAAUUUCAGUGUAUAUGGGCUACGGAAUAGAAGUACAGGUACAGACGCUGAACUUGUCCAAGGAGGAUUCACUGACAGUGGAAGGUCUGGGAGGGGAGAAGCCUGUUGUCUUGGCCAAUGAGUCAUUGAUGGUUGAGGGGCAAGUGAUCCGUAGCCCAACCAAUCAGGUCCUGAUUCAUUUCCAGAGCUACCACACCACCACUCCUGGUGUCUUCAGAUUCCACUACCAGGCUUUCCUGCUCAGCUGUGGCUUCCCCAGUAGGCCAGAAAACGGGGAUGUCAUGGUAACGGAUCUCCAUCCGGGGGGCUCUGCCACCUUCAAAUGUGAGUCUGGCUUCCAGUUGAGGGGUGAAGAGAUACUCAUUUGCCUCAACGUCAGCCGCCCUCGGUGGAGUGGCACCAGCCCUGCAUGUGUGGCUUCUUGUGGAGGAACAGUUCACAACGCCACACGUGGACGCAUUGUGGCUCCGGAGGCCCCAGGAGGACCACGUGGUCGGAACCUGACCUGCCGUUGGUUGGUGGAAGCACCUGAAGGCCAGAGACUCCAUCUACACUUUGAAAGAGUGGCACUGGAUGAGGAUAAUGACAAGCUGAUGAUCCGCAGUGGGAGUAGCACUUUCUCCCCUAUCAUUUACGAUUCUGACAUGGAUGAUGUCCCAGAACGGGGAUUGCUAAGUGAUGCUCAGUCUCUCAUUGUUGAAUUGAUCAGCGAGGGGCCUGCUACGCCCCUUAUCCUUAGCCUGCGCUACGAAGCUUUUGAUGAAGAUCGAUGUUAUGAACCAUUCCUGGCCCAUGGAAAUUUCAGCACAUCAGACCCUCUGUACCGUACAGGGACCAUUGUAGAGUUUGCUUGCAGUGCAGGAUACAUGCUUGAGCAGGGUCCUUCGGCCAUUGAAUGCAUUGAUUCAAGAGACCCCCGCUGGAACGAAAGCGAGCCCACCUGCAAAGCAUUGUGUGGUGGGGAGCUCUCUGAGCCAACAGGUGUUGUACUUUCUCCUGACUGGCCUCAGUCUUAUGGAAAAGGUCAAGACUGCGUAUGGGGCAUCCGGGUGCAGGAGGAGAAGAGGGUGCUGCUAGACAUUGAGAUUCUCAACAUCCGCAAAUCUGAUGUGUUGACUGUUUUCGAUGGAGGAGACUUAACUGCCCGGAUCCUCGGCCAGUACUUGGGCCCGCAUCCUCGGUUCAGCAUUUACUCUUCAGGCCCAGCAGUGACUCUGCAGUUCCAGUCAGACCCUGGGGACCCCCUUUUCGGUCUCAGCCAGGGGUUCCUGGUGCGCUAUAAGGAGGUUCCACAAAAUGACACUUGCCCCGAGCUGCCAGAGGUGGAGUUUGGUUGGCGCACAGCUUCUCAUACCGCUGUUAUCCGUGGCACAGUUGUAACCUACCAAUGUGAGCCAGGCUAUGACAUUGUGGGCUCCGACAUUCUCACUUGCCAGUGGGAUCUAUCAUGGAGCAACAGCCCACCUACUUGUCAGAAGAUUAUAAAUUGUGCUGAUCCUGGAGAGAUUAGCAAUGGCAAACGAAGUGUUUCAGACCGACAUUUCUCCAUCGGCUCUCACGUCCAGUACUUCUGCCACGAAGGCUAUGUAGUGGAAGGGAGCAACUCACUCACCUGCUACAACCGGGAUACGGGCACCCCUAAAUGGAGCGACCGAGUACCGAAGUGUGUCUUGAAAUAUGAGCCUUGCCUGAACCCCGGUGUUCCAGAGAAUGGGUACCAAACUCUUUACAAGCAUCACUACCAAGCAGGAGAGUCCCUGCGCUUCUUCUGCUAUGAGGGCUUUGAGCUUAUAGGGGAAGUGACAAUCACCUGCAUCCCAGGACAUCCAUCCCAAUGGACUAGCCAGCCACCUCUCUGCAAAGUGGCCUAUGAGGAGUUAUUGGAUGACCGGAAACUGGAAGUCACCCAGACCACAGAUCCUUCCCACCAGAUGGAAGGUGGCAACAUUGCCCUGGCAAUCUUCCUCCCCAUCAUUCUCGUCAUCCUGCUAAUUGGAGGCAUCUACAUCUACUACACUAAAUUCCAAGGAAAAACUCUCUUUGGCUUCUCCUUUUCCAGCUCUCACAGCUACAGUCCCAUCACUGUAGAAUCUGACUUCAACAACCCUCUCUACGAGGCUGGGGACACCAGAGAAUACGAAGUUUCCAUUUAGAAGACGUUAAGAGGAUCUGCCAUUCUUCUCCCAAACCCAACUAGGUCUGAGGAUCAGCGACUGAGAAUGAUUCCUGAUUUGGAGGGAAUAGCGGAAGGUGGUUUUUGGGAGGGGGCUAAGGGAAAAUGGAGGGGAGAGAAGGAGUUUAUCCUUUCUACCCCACAAAUUCAGCUUUAUCUCUUCUUCUCCAUGUUGCUGCCUGACUGUCCACUCUCAGCUUUGGACCACUCCCUUCUCCCGUGUAAAUACCCUCUUCAAUGUGCCAAAUGUGUUUCUCACACACACACACACACUCUCUCACAGAGUUAUUAUUAUUAUUAUUCUGCUUUAUCUGUUUGUUUUAUUUCUCUAUUUAUUUAUUGCGUUAUACUUUUCCUCUUUCUCCAUUUUAAUGAUCAUUCCCUUAAGUGGUUGAAAAAGGAGAAAGGUUGACCUCAUCCCUUCUUCCAUACUUUAUCCCCCACUCCGUUUUUAAGGAAGUGGGACUGAGUUCUAAAUGGUGCUGCCAUUGAAAAUUAUAAAAUAAAUAAAUAAAGUAUCUCUCUGGAAACAAAGCUGUACAGUAAGAUCACUAAAACCGAAUAUAUGUGGCUUUCCACUAGGAGAUGUAUUUAAUCCUGAAAUCAGUGCAAAAAGAUGGAGGCAACAGAAAAAGCCAAAUGCUGAGAGGCAUUAGAAAAGAUAAUUGAUCCCUAAUUCUUAACGCGGAAGCAAUUCUCAUGUUCAGGAGAAUUUACCUUCAUAAAAUUGGGAGUACAUUAGAUAAUCAUGGAAAUAUAAGCAGGAUCAUAAAAUCAUUGAUUUUAGCUGUUUAGAUUAUACACCAUCGGAGUUUUGCAAGGUCUGUGUGCUGCAACAUGCCCAAUCAGAAAGCAACAAGGCUUCAAUUUUAACAGAUUUGUGGGGAUGUAAUAGAUACACUUUCUCUAUAUUACAAAACACCAAUGCCUCCAGAAAUAGAUUGUCAGGUGUUAUAGCCUGGGGCUGUUGAAAUAAUCUACAAUGACAAAACAAUGUAAUCAUUUUACCAGAUCUAGCUGUAUUUUCCUUUCUCUUAUCAUUAAUUUCUUUGGCUUAUACUUCUCACUCCUGUUCUAUGCUUUGCCUAAUAUUACUUAUCCCAACAGUGUGAUAGGCAUGUAUGUAUAUACAUAUGUUAGUACAACCCCAGGACUAAGGUUGACACCCAGAUAAGCACACACAGGAGUGCUGCCUUAUAUUUUAGUUAUUCUUCUAAUCUUCUAAUAUUUCUCCCACCUCUCUGAAAGCAACAAGAAUAACAAAAUAAAAUAAAAUAAACAUAAUGCAAAUCUUGAAAAGAGAGGCUUGGUAGAACUUCAGUAAGCAAACUUGGUCUGUUUGUUAGAUUGGAAGACAUAACUGCCCACAGUCAACAAAAUUCAUUAUUUAUUUGAUUGUUAGGCAGUUUAUCCUUUCCUUUCCUCUUGAAGCAGCUUUCAAAGCACUUCCUCCUCCUAUUUUUCCUUAGAAAAAUGCUAUGGUUGGAUUAGGAUAAAAAUGAGGGAAGGGGACUGGCCCAAAGUCAUCCAGUCAACUUUCAUGACUGAAGGUGGACUUGAAUUUGAUCUCCAUGAUCCUUGUCAAAUCCUUUUACCAUUAGACCACAUUGGCUCUUUGUUUACCAUAUUUUUAGCAGUACAGAAUGGCUGUGGGGGAUCACUUUAGUUUUACAUUUGAGAUACAAAUGUAUUAAGGGUUGUCUCUAGUUGUACACCAAGCUAGAAACAUCCUAGAAUAAGUAAUAUAUCUGUUCAAUCAUUGUGAUUGCUAAAAAUUAAUUUUAAUAUCCCAAUAUUAAAUGGGGGAAUAAUUAAUAAACCUUUUGAUCUGAGUUCCUGUGGAGCUAUUUCCCAUGAAAUUCAUAUGGUUGUUUAGAUGUGGAAAGCCUUUUAAUAAUAAAACAGUUCUCUCUAAUGAUUGGGAUCCAGAUAACUUUUAAAAGAUUAAAGUGUAUCUGAUAAUUUUAUGUUGCUUUCAAAGAUAACAAAUUACUGAACAUUACUAAUUUUACAUAUGCUUAUAAGGACAAUAUUUAUGAUUUUUGAAUUGUACUUUACAGCUUUUUUUUUUUUUAAAGACAGUGUACAUUUUCCCCAUUUGUCUAAUGUACUGACCCAAAUAAUAAAAUAGCUGGAGGUUUUGCAGCCUCUGAUUCAUUACAGUAUCCUCUGAAUGAUAAAAAAAGAAAGUAAUGUAAUUAUGUCGGGAAAAGAUUGAUUUUCCUACUUCACAGUAUCUUAACAAGGAAAUAACAUAUCCAGCUGCUAUUUGACAAUUGCUUUAAGGAUUAAAUAUUAUUUCAGGAUAUACAUAGUUUAUUGACAGCCUUUCUUGACUUAACACCACAGAAAGCCACUGGCUGCCUUGUAUCUUCUUCAGGAUGUUGACGUUUUGCGUGGCUCUUUCUCAUACUCUUUAAGUAUGAAAACAGGAAAGAUCCUUAGUGCCAAAAUGUAUGAAAGUACACUUUUAAAGCUGUUCUCAUCUCUUCAAGAGACCCUCUUUUACGACAUGAGAGCAUCUGAAUGGAAUCGCAGUACUCGUCUCCCACACCAUAAGGUUUGUAGGAGAUGAGAAUAUUGUACCUAAAGCCCCUCACUUACUGCCAGUAUGGAGCAGGACAUAAAAAUAGUAUUUCCCAACCCUUCUCUUUUCCCAAAUAGUGAAACUGACUUAUUAUAUCAACCCUUCCCUGGUGGCCAGUCUUGUAUUUUGGAAGAAGGUGAAAAGUAUUAUUUACUCCAAUUUUUGUAGAUAACUUAUCCUUCCUCUUUGUAGGUCUUUUAUCAUGCUAGGAGGACAGUCCUGACACAUCCCCACAAAUGACAGCGCAGUUUCUGGGGAAUGCUCUCCUUUGCAUUCUUACCAUUUACAAUUCUAUUUUAUUUUUAUUUUUUUGGGCCUUUGGUUACCCCCCAC